Molecule: messenger RNA, 2144 nt
Organism: Rhizopus microsporus ATCC 52813
Lineage: Eukaryota; Fungi; Mucoromycota; Mucoromycetes; Mucorales; Rhizopodaceae
Product: glucose-inhibited division protein A subfamily
Exons: 13
Coding region: 1-2055 (684 amino acids)
Biological process (GO): tRNA wobble uridine modification; tRNA methylation
Cellular component (GO): cytosol
Molecular function (GO): flavin adenine dinucleotide binding
Source: RefSeq, a predicted model, not a curated record
AUGUACAGUCGAUUAAGAUCUGUCAAAAUACAUACCAUAAAGAAUGCACGAUCACUACACAGCUCUUGUGUUAUUCGACAGGCUACUGUAACCUCGACAGUUAGAGACUAUGACGUUAUUGUUAUUGGAGGUGGUCAUGCUGGUACUGAAGCAUGUACAGCCGCUGCUCGAACAGGGGCAAAGACAUUGUUGUUGACACAAAAUAUUGAUACGAUUGGUAAAGCAUUAGAAAAAAAAAGUGAGAUGUCAUGCAAUCCUUCGUUUGGUGGUGUAGGAAAAGGUGUUUUGGUUAGAGAGAUUGAUGCACUUGAUGGUGUAUGUGGACGUAUCUCAGAUCUGGCUGGUAUCCAAUUUAAAGUACUUAACAAAUCAAGGGGACCUGCUGUUUAUGGUCCUCGAGCCCAGAUAGACCGUAAACUGUACAAGAAGCAUAUGCAUGAAUAUUUAAAAAAUUACCCCAACUUGACAAUCAAAGCUGGAAGUGUAGCUGAUCUUAUACUAAACGACGGCAUGACAGAAGAAGAAUAUGUACACAUGGUCCAGAAGGGCGCUUCCCAGCUGGUAAAAGGCGUUCGAUUGGAGAAUGGACAAGUGAUCAAAGCACCUAAUGUGGUUAUAACAACCGGAACCUUCUUGGGAGGAGAAAUUCAUUUAGGUUUAAAAGCAUGGCCAGCGGGUAGAAUUGGAGAAAACCCAUCUGUAGCACUUUCAAAAUCACUAAAAUCUGCAGGAUUUAAACUGGGUCGACUAAAGACAGGCACACCCGCGAGACUUGAUGGAAGAACAAUUAAUUACAGCGGAUUGCUAGAGCAAGUGGGGGAUAACCCUCCAUCUCCAUUCUCUUAUCUUCAUAAGACAGUACCCUAUGCAGAUCAACAAAUACUCUGCCAUCAAACGAGUACAAAUCCUCGAGUUCACAAAUAUAUUUCUGAUCACUUUGAUCAAAGCAUUCAUAUCAGAGAGACCGUAAAGGGACCACGUUAUUGUCCAUCCCUUGAAUCCAAAAUCCAACGAUUCACAGCAAAAGAAUCACACAACAUUUGGCUGGAGCCAGAAGGACUUGAUACCCAUGUGGUCUAUCCAAAUGGAAUAUCCAACACGAUGCCUGAAGAUAUUCAAUUGAAUUUCUUGAGAAUGAUUCGAGGCUUAGAACAAGUAGUGAUGCUCAAACCAGCCUAUGGUGUCGAGUAUGAUCAUAUUGAUCCUAGAGAAUUAAGGUCAACAUUGGAGACGAAGCGCAUUAGUGGUUUAUUCUUGGCUGGACAAAUUAAUGGAACAACAGGAUAUGAGGAAGCAGCAGCACAAGGAAUCAUGGCAGGCAUCAAUGCUGGCUUACAUGCACAAAACAAGAAACCGUUUGUGUUGAGCAGAGCAGAUGCUUAUAUCGGCGUAUUGAUUGACGAUUUGAUCACAAAGGGCGUGGAGGAGCCCUAUAGAGUAUUCACAGCGAGAUCUGAAUACCGAUUACUAUUACGAGCAGAUAAUGCCGAUACUAGACUCACAAAGAAAGGGUAUGAAGCAGGCGCUGUUGGAAAAGAGAGAUGGGAGCAACACCAGAGCAGCUCAAAAGCAUUAGAAAACGCGAUUUAUUCUCUUGAAAAUCUUAAAAUGUCUCCUGUCAGGUGGGCAGAGUAUGGUAUUGUCAGUGGUCCAGACGUAAGCUUUGAAAAUAGUAAUGGAAUACACAAAAGUGGAAUCGAUGUACUCAUGUGGCCAAAUAUCACUGUGGAUCAUUUCUGUGAAGCUUUACCUGAAUUAGCACAUUUGGAACCUAGAUUAAAAGAACGCGUUUUGAUUGAAGGACGAUAUAAGCCAUAUUUAAGAAAACAGCAACAUGAGAUCGAAUCUUUGAAACGAGAUGAGAAUCUCAAAUUAGAUAUCAACUUGGAUUACAACAAAAUACAUGAACUUUCAUUUGAAGCCCGCCAGAAACUAUCUAUGGUUCGUCCUGAGACACUGGGAGCUGCAAAACGUAUUGAAGGUAUUACACCGGCUGCCAUGGUAGCAUUGCUAAGAUACGUUAAGCGUUCUGCUGGAAACAGAGCAUAUCAAUAGAAAAUGAUGUAUGAUAGACCAAAUAAAAUAUUGUAUUUCAUGUCCUUUUUUUUGUCACAUGCUAUUUUUUAUUUUGAGCAUUUAGCAGC